Diabrotica virgifera virgifera (western corn rootworm) is the source of this 3243-nucleotide messenger RNA. RefSeq lists its product as uncharacterized. The coding region runs from base 245 to 1768 and encodes 507 amino acids. The record is from RefSeq and is a predicted model, not a curated record. The transcript is spliced from 2 exons. Lineage: Eukaryota; Metazoa; Arthropoda; Insecta; Coleoptera; Chrysomelidae.
ACAAACUUCUUCAUCUCUCUCUUUUCCCAAUUUCUCAUAUAAUAAGUCUAAAUCCCUUCUCUCCACACUCAAAUCUAUCAAAAAUAAGAUCCAAAACCACCACCUCAUCUUCGGCAAAGCAGAUAAGGGUAACUGCCUUGUUAUUUUAGACCAACAAUUAUACAUUGACAAAGUCACCUCUUUCCUAGACAACAAUAACUUUACUUUGCUUCCUGUUGAUCCCUCUAAAUCUUUUGUUUCGAAGAUGAAAACCAACUUAAAGCAAUUUACUGAAUUCUUUUCUGAAUUUGAAGCACCAUAUACUAAAAUUCCAUCAAAUCCACUCACCCCCAGGUUAUACGGUUUACCAAAGAUACACAAAGUUGACAUUCCUAUUCGUCCCGUUGUCAGCUUCAUUAACACUCCAGUUUCUAUUUUAUCUAAAUUCAUUCUUAACACCAUUAAAAACUUUAUUAACUUUACCCCACAGUUUACUGUUUUGAAUUCUCGCCAAUUAGUUGAAAAACUUCAACUUGUCAAUCUUAAUCCAAAUAUUGUCAUGCUUUCUUUUGAUGUUAGCAAUUUAUUUACUUCAGUACCAAAAAAUGAAUCGAUUAGUCUGGUUAAUUCACUCCUCUUAAAUAAUUCUGUCACUUCCACCACCACUUCGUCUAUUAUAAACAUUCUCAAAAUUUGUCUAUCUCAAGAUUACUUUGUUUUUAAUAACAACUUUUAUCAACAACCUGACGGUUUAGCAAUGGGUAGUUGCUUAUCACCUUUCUUAGCUGAUGUUUUUAUGGAUCACUUAGAAUCCAACUAUAUCAUAAAAAAUCCAGAGAUCUUACACUGGUUCCGUUAUGUUGAUGACAUUUUAGUCCUCAUUUCUGGUAACUCUGAUUCAGCUCACAACUUACUUCACAAAAUAAAUCAAAUCCAUCCUAAUAUCACCUUUACCAUGGAACUAGAAUCUUCUAACUCCAUUAACUUUCUGGAUUUAUCUAUUACCAGACUACAUGACCACUUCAACUUUGGUAUCUACCGUAAACCAACACAGACAGAUCAUGUUAUCCAUUCUACUUCUAAUCACCCUUUAUCAUAUAAACUCUCUGCUUUUCGCAGUUUUAUACAUAGAUUAAACUCUAUUCCUUUAUCCGUAACUGAAUUCAACAAAGAGUUGAAUAUUAUCAAACAGAUUGCAGUCAACAAUGGUUAUGACCCAGACAUUAUCACUAAACUUCAACAAAAAAGAGAACUCAAAUUACUACAACAAUCCGCUUUCUCUACAUCAUCCACAACUACUCCCAUCUAUGCCUCCUUACCAUUCAAUAACUCCAAAUUAUCUGAAAGAGUCAAACAUAUCAUUUCAAAUUCUUGUGACAACAUAAAAAUAUCUUUCAAAGUUAAUAACACUCUCAGCAAAAGUUUAACUAAUACCAAAGAUCCUAUCCAUUAUAUGAACCGGAGUGGGGUAUACAGACUCUCUUGUUCAGAUUGUGAUGCCACCUACAUCGGCAGAACUUACAGAUCCCUUUCUACCCGAUCUGCUGAACACAGCAAGAGAGAUACCACUUCUGCCUUUUCACACCAUUUAAAAGUCAAUAAACAUGAACUUAAGAUUCCUGAAGGUGUCCAGUUGAUACACAAUAUUCAACAAAACAAUACACUCCGUUUAGACUUAUACGAAGAUUUGGAGAUUGGCAAGGACAUGAAGAAGAGUCCCAACUGUGUCAAUAGACAAACAUCCCUUAACCGCAACUUUGUCCCCAUUCACCGCCAAUUAUUCUCAUAAUUCCUAUUUUUUCAACUUCCUCUUUUUAUCCUAUUCUUUCUCUUUCAACUUACUCUCUCUUCUUUUUCAAAAUUUCCUCUUUCCUUCACUGCUUCCAAACUCCUUUACCCGAAUAACAUUAUUAACUAUUGAACCCUAUUAACCAUCACCUCAUUAAUUCACCCUACUAUCUUUUUACUUCUUUUUCAUUUCAUUACUUCGUUCAGUUUAAUUCCACACCUCAUCUUUUCUUUAUCCCUCUCUUUCCCUUAAAAUUCUUGUCUUUAUACCUUACACCAGAGCCCUCUGCUUUUUGUCUUUGACCUUUUCCAAGAAAACUUUUACCUCUCCAACUAACAUCCAUUCACUUGAUUUCAGUUCUCACAUUCAGAUCCAUUAUCAUUACAAUUAAAUUAUAUCUAUAUUCUUUUUCUUACUUUGGUUUUAUUUUAUUCAGUACACUUUCAAUAUUAUUUUCAUUUUAAUUUCAUUUUUGUAUCAACUGGACUUAACAGCUAUAAUCAUACAUUACUUUAUCUCUAAUUUCCCAUACCAACACUUUGUCACAAGAAUUCUCUCAAAACUUUUGAAAUAAAAUUAAAAAAAUAAACCAUCUCAUAAUAAUUACAAUUCUUUUUCAUUCACAUAUUACACACUUUUAAUUAUUUGACUGUAUCCUAACUCAAAUCCAUUAUUUACAAAAACUUGCAUUUUUAAAUAACAAUAUUUUCCUUUUACAUAUACAACCACCAAUACAAUAUAGACUAGAUUAAAUUGCCUACCAAUUUAUUCAUUUUGUACAAUAACUUUCCAACUAAUAUUGAUUUUUCUCUUUUCUCACCUUCAUCUAUUUUUAUCUUUUUAUCUUUAUUGACAGCAGCUUACUUUCUUUCUAUCAAUUUGAUCAAUCUAAUGUUAUGGUAUACAGUCAAUAUAAAUAAUCUUAUAUUCUAAAUUAAUUUUGUAUAUCACAAUUUCUUUUCAAUAACCAAUAGAUUUAAAAUGUUAGACAUUUUCAGAUAUUAAAAUCUUUAUCAUUUGUUGUGGGUCAUGACCUUUUGGUUAAUUAACAUUGAAAAUCGACUACCUUUUUCUCUACUGUCAAUGUCACUUCAAACAGUUCCUUAGACAUUAGUGUCACUUUAUAGUCAAAGUUGGCCUAAGAUGGUUGAUUGAGGUUUUGGUAGGGUUUCACCAUGUUCCCAUAGGCAAUAUCCUGUAACAUCGGCGUUUAGCCUGUUUAAUAUUAUUUUUAAAUAAUGUAAAUUGAAUUUUAAAUUCAACCAUUGUUUGGUUCUGGGGCUGUUUAGCAAGUAUGCACAUUCACUGAUGAUGGACCGAUAGGUCUGAAAACGUUCUGAAUUGGACAUUUUUAUUCAAUCCAUUGGGAUUUUUAAGUUUUAAUAAAUAUACCAAUUUACAUAGAAGUGGUUUUACUUCUUGUUAGAGUUUUUUAACUAUAUGGUAUACAGCCAACCUAGGGAACCUCCCUUUUA